Linum tenue is the source of this 264-nucleotide messenger RNA. The record is from the annotation of a GenBank genome assembly. NCBI's taxonomy places the organism in Eukaryota, Viridiplantae, Streptophyta, Magnoliopsida, Malpighiales, Linaceae.
AGGGAUAGUAACCAAAUCGCCCUCCUCCACGGCUUUGGCAAAUAUGUCCUGAGCAAACCACUUGUUUGCAAUCUCUUCUUUCGUUGGUUCUUCCCCUUCGUUGAGUGGCACCAUAAGAGGAUUCGCUUCACGAUCUGGAGCACAAACAAGAACUGUCUGACAUAUGACGCACAAUACAAGGGUAUAAACCACAAUCAACGACUAAAGAGAAUUAUCUUUCGUAUUUUCCACUUCAGGGAAGGCUUGGAAUAAACUAGGUGUGAC